AUGGAUGAAUAUUACCCUCCUCCUAAUCCUGCAUGGCCUGCUGGAAACUCUGGAGGGGGCAGGCCCAACAUUGACCUCAAUCAAUCAAUGGGGUCAAGGGUGGGGCCAUACCAGGGACAGGCCACUAAGCAGGAAGCAGGGGUUGGGCAUACAGGGAUGACAGACAUGCAUGCAAAUGGAGACAUCACAACACCUAAUGGAAUGGCCAGUCUACCUGUAAUGGCUGCUAACUUGCCAAUGGAAAUGUUCAAUCAAGCUUUCAAUUUCGAGGCAGCCAUGCGAAACCCAAUGUUUGCACAAAAUGCAAUGAUGAUGGGAAUGAUGAGUUCACAAACAGAGAAAAAACCUGUGAAAGAUGCAACUAUGGAAAUCCUUGAACAGCAACAGACCAUGGAACAGGCUCGACUAUUGCAGCGUUUCAAAGAGCUGCGUUCUUGGCAGUUACAGCAGCAAGACAUGCUAAUGAAACAACAGCAAAUGCAGUUGAAUGCGUUGAAGUCAGAACAGGAGCGAACACAGGCACUGAUUGCAAAACAACGAGACUCCCAAUGGGGGAAACAGAACGGACAGACAAAUAAUCCCAUGUCACCCACUAAGACUCCACCCAUCAGGCAACGAGGGCAGGGACCAGGGUUCCCACCCAUGAUGCAAAAUGGCAGCAUGCAGCGGCCCCCUAACCUACAGUCUGUACCACAUACUAGGCCUGAGCAAGCUGGUGGUGUGCUACCUUGUCCAGUGAUGUAUGUGAAUCUUGAUGAGGAAAAUGAUGAAGUAAAAACAAAUCCAGACUUGUUCAGUGACACCAAUUCAGCGACAGGAAGUCAGGCAAUGACAGAUGAGUUCACUAACCUGGAAUCGGUGUCAGAGGUCGGAGAACAGAACAAUGUGAUGGUAAAUCAAGCCUCUCAUCGACGUGGAAACCAUGGAAAGACUUUAGCACCCUCGCAGGUGUACCAGUCAAUGCCAUCUCAGGGUCACAUGGCUCCAACUAAACCAGGCAGAAAUCAGGGGAAAUUAGACAAAAAUAAAAUGUCUGCAGCAACGUGUAGCCAUGAUUUAGAGAUGGAUGAAGGCAUUGGAACCUUACGGUCACCCAGUUCACCUGACCAUCCAUCAAAAUGUCCAGUACAAAUAGAUUAUGAUCAUUUUGAUGGACGUGUAGCAGGAAAUGAAAGAGAUGGUGGCAUUGAUGAAUUGGAACAACAUCCGUUAGAUGAUGAUGAUGAGGAUGAAUCGGAGGAAAAUGAGAAUGAAGAAACUCUAGAAAGAGCAUACAAUGAUGAAGCAAUGCAGCCAGAUGAGAGACCAAUCAGGCCUGGUGUGGCAGGGAAGAAAACAUUUGAACAAUUGUUGGAAGAACAACUCAGAGAUGAAGAGAAAAGGUUGCGAGUUAAGGAGGAAGAGGAAUCUACACAGAGUCCAAGACGACCUUUCCUAAAGAGAGGACAGGGUCUGGCAAGGUUUGGUCUAAUCAAAGAAAAACAAGGAGGAUGUAAAAAGGAUGUCACCUCUGCUGGUCAUGAGAACAAAACUGGGCCAUCAUCUAAAGCCAGUAGUAAAACUUCAACUCAGUCAAUUAGUAAACCCACCGUGAAGUCUCCACGUGGUAAAACAAAGCAACCACAAGCAAAACUUGUUCUGAAGACAUCUCCUAGGAAUCAACUUUCUAAAAAUACCAACCAGUCAUCGAUAAGACCUAAAACUGGAUUUACCAAUCAGAAACAGGUUGACAAACAAGUUAGUGAUACAAACUUAACAGGAGAAAGUCAAAAGAUGGCUGAAAGUCGUUCUCAAGGAAAUCAUCAAGGCCAAGGUCAGCAUGACCCUAUUCAGAACAAGCAAAUCUUACCAAGUAGUCGUCAGUUGGAAAUUGAGGAUAUCAAGUCACGCAUACCCUCAAGGGCAUCAAGAACACCUGAUUCUAUUCCAGAUGACACCUCUUUUGUUGAAAAGUUGAAAGAACGAGAAAUAAAUGCUGAGUUUGAACAAGAAGACUUAGAUGAAUUUGAAAUGUUAGAGAAUUUCGCAGACAACGCCUCUUUCUGUAGUAACUCUUCAGUGGUUGUCAAGGUAAUGCAGCGUGAUCGCCUUCGACAAUUUCAACAGCCUGUUAGCAAAAAACAGCAGUCUCCCCGACAAUCAGUAGCUAAACAACUUGAAGCCACCAUUAAAAAGGAUCCACAGACUACACUAUCAGGACAAAAUGAGUCCAGAGUGCCAACCCAAAUGAGGAAAAUGUUACCACCUCAACAAGAAACAAAACCUAAACUUUCUCCAAGAAUUGAGGAAGAUGACGAAUCCUGGAGCGAUACAGAUAGUGAUGAAACUGAAACUGAGGACAAUGAAAACAAUAACGAAGAAGAAAGUUCAGAUGAAGAUGGAGAAAGUUCAUCAAGUGAGUCAGAUGAAGUGAUCGAAAGUGAGGUACAGAAGAAAAGGGAUAAUUUUGCCAGUUCUGCUCAGGCAGAAAAUGACAAUUUCAUACUACAUGGUCAGAAUGAUAAUAAUUCUGAUGCGGACUCAGAAACGUUUUUUCCACGAUCUCCGUCCAAAAUAAUGACAAGAAAAGUUGCAUCAAAGGAAGACCGAUCUACACUGAAUACUGUGUCAAGUCUAUUACAGAAACUAAAUCCUGGUGCUGUUUCUUCUCAAUCACAGUUUUCACAGGGAACAAUGGCCACACAACAGGGAUAUGUGUCGGCUAAUUAUGGACAACAAAACACAGAUAAUUUUAAUCUUAGUUUUAACUCAAGCUCAUACGUGCCACAAGCUAAAUCCCCAAUUGUAAUCUCACGAGAUGUUUUACCUCCAUCACAUGGUGCUUAUAGUUCUAAUUCUCUACCGCAAGUAAAAGAAAAAGUGACAAAAAUCGAAGAUGAAGAAGACACUGAUAAUGAUUUCCAAAUUCAUGGUAAAUUUUCUAGUCCCAGAAUUUCAUCAGACUUAUCAUCAAAAGAUGGAGAUGAAAAUUCUGGAAAUGAUAGUGAUACUUCAUACUCGGCUUUGAAAAUUAGUGCAAAGAGUUCAAGGUCACAGUUUCAGUCAUUUGUGGAAACAAAGCAAAAUUCAGGGAGUUUUUCACAGGGAGAAAGUGUUAGACAAAGAAAGGAGGAGGAAAAACCUGAAAGUGAACUGGAUACUGAUUUUGAUGAUGAUGAGGAGUGGGGAGAGACUACAUUGAAAUCAAAGUCGCCUCGCAAGAAUUUGGAGCAGGACAAGACAAAAACAGGUAUGGCAGGUGCUGCAGGCAGUGAUGGAACUCCUCCUACUUCUCAGCUCAUGACUCGACUGUUCCCAAAACUGAAACCACAGCCGUCCAAACUACAGCAACUACAGGAGCAGAAAUUGUCCACAAACAAUUCUGCCUCAUCCUCGGAUGGUGUCCAGUCCAAGUUACUCCGAGAGAAACUCUCUGAACUAGAAAAAGAGAUUGAGAAGUUCAGAAGCGAAAAUGCAAACUUAGAGAAAUUAAGAAAGGAGAGAGAAGAGGGGUUGACAAAGUUAAAGAAGGAAAUAGGAGACUUUGAGAAAGAAAAGAAUGCUGAACUCCAGCGAAUACAAGAAUACAAAAAAGAAGAAAUGAAGAAACUAAGGCAUGAGAAGAAAAUGUUUGAGAAGUACCAGAAAGCAUCAAGGGCAAUACCAGACAAGAAAGAACGAGAGGAAAUAGAGAUGCUGAAGAAACAGCUUCAGGAACUUCAAGAAGAAAUGAAAAGAAAAGACACACGUUGGACCAACAGCACAUCACGUUUACGAAGUAAAAUUGACCAACUAGAACAGGAGAAUGGGGAGCUGAAGGAAGAAAUCAAACUGAUGGAGAAAAAACGUUUAGAAUGGCUACAGCGAGAACAAACUGGAAAAGGAAACUCAUCAACUGGAAAGGAUAAUAUUCAGAUGUCCCGUGACUCCACAAAUUUCCGCAAUCCAAUCACGAGUUCUGCAGACUUCCAGAACACAGACUCAGAGGAAGAAAAGGAUCCAGUUCGAGAUCAGUCCAGCAGUCGAUCAUCAUUCCCUCCGUCCACUGUUCCUCAUGCAAUGUCAGGACAGAUGAAUCUCCGUCCAUCACAGUUCCAGCCUCAGGUUAACGUCCGAGCCCCUCCACCCUCUAUUUCCACGGGGACACAGGGGAUCAGACACCAGCAAACCCACCUAGGGGCAACAGCAGGGCUUAAUAAUCUCUCCAAACCUCCAGGAAAAAGUGGACAGGUAUCGUCCACAGGAAGUAGUCACUCCCAGCAGACAGCUAAUGUCCAGACUAGUCAGGCAUCUUCUACAGCUCAGUCCAAAAACCAUGCAGUUAUUUCAGGUGCUAGUGGUGGUCAGCAGAAACACACAGGUCAGAUAAGUGGUCAGUCUAAGUCUUCAGCCAACUCGUGGUCAUCUUCCUCUACCAAGGAAAGCAAUCAUCAGGACAAGACAAACAUGUUACGGACAUCACUGACCGAGGAUGUGCCCCGCCAAGUACUGUCAACAGCGGCGAUACCACAGGACACCAGUAUGUAUACUGAUACUGAAGAUUCCCGAUUUGGUAGCAUCAUGCCUAGAAAGACAGCUACAAAAUUUAACAUUGAUAAGUCAGCCAUUGACAAGGGUGACAGUCGAUAUGAUGAACUACAGCAUACAGAUGGAAAAGUGGAGCGAGUGUACAGAACGGGCGCCAGGGAGAUUCUGUUUUCUAAUGGCACUCGGAAGGAGAUCUCAGCUGAUGGACAGACAAUCAUAGUCUCCUUCUUCAAUGGUGACAUCAAACAGAUUAUGCCGGACCAGCGAAUUGUGUACUACUAUUGUGAGGCUCAGACAACACACUCUACAUACCCGGACGGCUUAGAAAUACUCCAGUUCCCAAACAACCAAGUGGAGAAGCACUACCCAGACAAGACUACAGAAAUCAUUUUCCCCGAUCAGACGAUCAAGUACUUGUUUCAAAACGGGUCAGAGGAAAGUAUUUUUCCGGAUGGAACAGUGAUCCGUGUAGACAAGAAUGGUGAUAAAACCAUGGAAUUUCCAAACAGACAAAGAGAGAUACACACUCAGGAUUAUAAGAGACGUGAAUAUCCUGAUGGAACAGUAAAGACAGUGUAUCCAGACGGACGGCAGGAAACCCGAUACUCUAACGGCAGGAUACGUGUGAAAGACCGGGACGGCAAUGUGAUUGUGGACAGACGUUGCUAGCAUUUGUGUCAUCUUUUCAUCCUUACUGUCAUCGUCAUCCUGGGCAGACUGUACUCUUUCUCCAGUGGUGCUUUAUCAUCAUCAUUGUCAUCAUCAUCAUCAUCAUGAUCAUCAUCAUCUGUAACUUCUUUCCAGAAUGCUUCUGUGACUUGCCUUCAGAAUUUUUGUACAUGUAUUAUUGACAUUAUCAGUGGAAGAACAAAUCACUGAAAGUAAUUUGACAUAUUUCUUCACUCAUCAUUGUUUCUGCAAUUUGUCUUUCAUUCCAUGUGUAAUCAUUGUAGUCUGAAACCUUUAUUUCCUCUUAUUUGUUAUAGAAAUAAUUAAUACGCAAAGUGACAAUUGUUAUUGUUUUGUCUCAGUU
Ylistrum balloti is the source of this 5539-nucleotide messenger RNA. Its product is annotated as centromere protein J-like. Lineage: Eukaryota; Metazoa; Mollusca; Bivalvia; Pectinida; Pectinidae. The coding region runs from base 1 to 5175 and encodes 1724 amino acids. Gene Ontology annotation, biological process: centriole elongation; cilium assembly. Gene Ontology annotation, molecular function: tubulin binding. Gene Ontology annotation, cellular component: centriole; nucleus; centrosome. The transcript has 24 exons. The record is from RefSeq and is a predicted model, not a curated record.